AUGACGGUGGGUAGUGGAGGUUGUCUAUGUAAGAAAAAUCACCGCCACCCACGAGGCCGAGCAGGAGAGCUAACACAACCAGACAGGUACACUCCUCGCUUCUACAACAUAACGACAAAGAAAAAGGCUACAAGAACAACCCAGAGAGCACUGGUAACUCUAACUAAUAUUGGUCUAUUAGCUUUUGCCGUUGGGCCAAGGGGUAGCCCAGAAACUUACAAGGCUGAGGGAGAGCAGAGCACACAUGGUGCCAAAAAGAGAAUAAUUGGACCACAGCCACAAAUGCAGAUGCCUCCUCCACGCAUAGGUAUUCUUUUGGGCAGCAGAAUCAUACCUUUUGCUAGCCUGGACGAGGGAGGUGCGAGAGCUCCCAUUUUGAUCUUUAUGGACAGGCUCUCGUCAGCCAUCAUUGGAGGAGGAACCUCAUUGAUGGAAAUGGGCCCCCAGCCCUGCAACAUGAAGGUAACAACUUGUUUAGUAAGAGGAGAGGACGAUGUCGGAUUUGUGGUUGGCACAAACAUUUUGUCGGCAAGUACAACAAAAGGUAUGAACCGUCUAGACAAGACCAAUCACAACACACCAAACUUAAGCAACCUCAAUCUCAUAGACGAUUAUAAAGGUUUAAAUAAGUUGAUUGUUAGGAAUGGUUUUCGCAAUGCCAAGCAUGAAAUUAUAUCAGGGGCUCGAACCUUUAGUACAGAUCGAGUCGUUAAUAUUUCGGGCCAAGACAUUUUGUCUAGACCUGGCCCAAAUAAUUUUCACCCAAAAGGAAUGAAGCAAACUACAGUUGACAUAACAAGGCCUAACAAAGGGUUUAAGGGUCCAAGAAGAGUCCAGCUCAACAAUCCAUAA
Molecule: messenger RNA, 852 nt
Organism: Dovyalis caffra
Lineage: Eukaryota; Viridiplantae; Streptophyta; Magnoliopsida; Malpighiales; Salicaceae
Source: the annotation of a GenBank genome assembly